Hemicordylus capensis (graceful crag lizard) is the source of this 1240-nucleotide messenger RNA. RefSeq lists its product as uncharacterized. The transcript is spliced from 5 exons. Lineage: Eukaryota; Metazoa; Chordata; Lepidosauria; Squamata; Cordylidae. The record is from RefSeq and is a predicted model, not a curated record. Bases 59 to 1240 code for a protein of 393 amino acids.
CUGGAUAACUUCAGCCAUUUCUCCAGCGCUCUCCUGAGUUCCAGCACUUGUUUGAGACAUGAUGUACCGAGCAUAUCAGCCUCUUCUGCCAACAACCAAUAGGUACCUGCAGGAGAAAUGGGACAAGGCCAAUUACCUGGCGCACCGCAGAAAGGUAAAGCUGGCUGUCCCUAUUGUGAACACUAGAGCUCUGCCAACACCUGUACAUCUGCAGGUGAACCAGAAGAAAAUACAGCUGGAAAAAGAGCGUCAGGCUACUUGGGACCGAGAAAAUCUCCUUCACUAUGCCAAGCUGUGGGGCAUCCAGCAGUCCAGGGGGCGUGUGGAUAACUGGAACUUCUACUGCACGCACAGCUUGAACUGGGAGAAGCGCCUGCAGGAUCUCGUGCACAUCUGUGAGGAAAACCAACAGCUCGUGAAGCGUCUGGAAGGGAGGAAGUCAGGACUGGCCCGGGGGCUCUGGCAGCAAGAUUGGCAUAAGGAGCAGCUGAUCCGGAACCGUAUUGCUCACUAUCCCCGUGGCCCAAGGAGCUGUCUGGCAAGAAAGGAGAAACCGAGGCUGUGGACUGGGAGCAGCAGUACUCCUGCUUCACCAUCUGGGGACAGCCCCAGUACUUUGCCCAACAGAACCCACGUCCCGUGCAGCAAGAAGAACUACAACAAUGUGUUGGGCAAGAGCUCCUGGGGAAGCAGAAGUGAGUCCACCGCAGAAGUACCUGCUACCACCUCCUCACCAUCUUCUUUGAGAGGAAGGGAUGUGCUCCAGCCACCUGGAGCUGUAACCCAGCAAUCGCGGAAAGGGAUUUGGGUGUCCACUAAGGACAGGGAUGCUGAUGGCUCAUUGGCUAGGAAAGAAUUGCCAGGAGAAGGUUCUCUUGAAAAGCCCCUCGCAGAAAUGAUGGCCACAAUUAAGCCUCCCACAUCCUUAGGCUUAGGGGAGGAACUCAAGCCCUCUGAGAAUAGCCAGAAGAAGCCAGAGCUCUCAGCCAGGAAGGCCACGCUUCGCUAUAGAAGAACUGAAGGGGCCCCCAGGUUUGAUGGGCAAGCCAUCCUGUUGACACCGGUGUCUGUCAAGUCUGAGAAGUCACUUCCCAGGAAAUCUGAGCCCACAGGUGAUGGCUGUGGCAGGCAUUGUCCUGUUUCCCCUUCUGCGUCAGGAUCCUGCAGCUCCUUAGCCGGGUUGGACAAGGGCUCCCCAUUCUUGGCUAAAGUGUGUGGAAGCAGAUCCUCAAACAGCUAA